Messenger RNA from Cheilinus undulatus (humphead wrasse), 2028 nucleotides. It is a transcript of the gene tbr1b, whose product is annotated as T-box brain transcription factor 1b. The transcript is spliced from 6 exons. The coding region runs from base 1 to 2028 and encodes 675 amino acids. Gene Ontology annotation, cellular component: nucleus. Gene Ontology annotation, molecular function: DNA-binding transcription factor activity, RNA polymerase II-specific; RNA polymerase II cis-regulatory region sequence-specific DNA binding. Lineage: Eukaryota; Metazoa; Chordata; Actinopteri; Labriformes; Labridae. Gene Ontology annotation, biological process: commitment of neuronal cell to specific neuron type in forebrain; regulation of transcription by RNA polymerase II; cell fate specification. The record is from RefSeq and is a predicted model, not a curated record.
AUGCAGGUCGAGAAUUGCAUCUCGCCGGCGAGUGAACUCUCCAAGAAAUUUAUGAAUGUGGGCAGUGGCUUCUCCAGCUCCGAUGGAUCAGAGCUUCCGUUGCAGGACCAUCCUAUUAUAUCUGCGAGUGACAACCUGGAGAGAAGUUCACCUCUGAAAAAAAACUCCAGGGAGAUGACGAAUCAGUCAGAAGCAGACAAUUUUCCCGACUCCAAGGACGCAUCAGGGGACGUCCAGAGGGGCAAACUCUCUCCUGAUCUUCACGGAGUCUCUGACAUCCGUCAUAAUUUCGAUGGAUCUGCAGGAGAAAGGUGCAUCUUUUCUCCAUCCGCACAGCCUCAGCCAGUCUCAGCAGCCACCAUGUUUCCUUACCCGAGCCAGCAUGGACCAGCGCACCCGGCUUUCUCCAUUGGAAGCCCCAGCCGCUACAUGGCCCAUCAUCCGGUAAUAACUAACGGAGCUUACAACAGCCUUCUGACCAACACUUCCCCACAAGGCUACGCUGCGGCCGGCUACCCUUACGCGCAGCAGUAUGGACACACGUACCAAGGAGGGGCUUUUUACCAGUUCUCCUCCGCGCAGGCUGGACUGGUGCCGGGGAAGGCGCAGGUGUACCUGUGCAACAGGGCCCUGUGGCUCAAGUUCCACAGGCACCAGACGGAGAUGAUCAUCACAAAGCAGGGACGACGAAUGUUUCCUUUUUUAAGCUUCAACAUCUCUGGCCUCGACCCAACUGCUCACUACAAUAUUUUUGUGGAUGUAAUACUCGCUGAUCCAAAUCACUGGCGAUUUCAAGGAGGAAAGUGGGUGCCAUGUGGGAAAGCAGACACAAAUGUGAUAGGAAACAGGGUUUACAUGCACCCGGACUCACCAAAUACCGGUGCGCACUGGAUGCGUCAAGAAAUCUCUUUUGGAAAGCUAAAGCUCACAAACAACAAAGGUGCCUCCAACAACACAGGGCAGAUGGUGGUCCUCCAGUCUCUCCACAAGUACCAGCCCAGGCUCCAUGUGGUGGAAGUAAACGAGGAUGGGACAGAGGACACGAGCCAACCAGGACGAGUGCAGACGUUCACCUUCACAGAGACGCAAUUCAUCGCAGUCACAGCCUACCAGAACACCGACAUUACGCAGCUGAAAAUUGACCACAACCCGUUCGCCAAAGGAUUCCGGGACAACUACGACACUGUCUACACAGGCUGCGACAUCGACCGCUUAACUCCAUCACCGGGUGACUCUCCGCGUUCACAGAUCGUGCCGGGUGCGAGAUAUGCCAUGCCUAGCUCUUUCCUACAGGACCAAUUUGUCAGCACUUAUGCCAAAUCUCGCUUUCACCCUGGCGUGGGGACCGGGCCUGGCACGGAGCGCAGCGUCCCACUCGGCAACAGCUUGCUCUCCCCGCAGCAGAGCGAGGAGCCCACUGUUGCCACCCCCCCGCAGCGAUGGUUUGUCACCCCUGCCAACAACCGACUGGACUUUGCUGCCUCGGCAUACGACGCGGCGGAUUUCGCCGGUAACGCGGCCACCUUGCUGUCCUACGCGGCGGCCGGAGUGAAGGCUCUUCCCCUGCCGACUGCGGGCUGCUCCAACCGGCCUCUUGGCUAUUACGCAGACCCGUCGGGCUGGGGAGGACGCACGCCGCCGCAGUACUGCGGCGUCAACAGCAAAUCCAGCUCGGUCUUUUCCUGCUGGCCCGCUAACUCUCUCGGCGGGAGAGCGGGAGCCAACUACCUGUCCGAGGAGGGAGACUCCGUCCCCACGGAGAGGUCACCGAUCGGCGGCUCGGAGGAGACCAAACCCAAAGACAUGACGUCAGAGUCGAGCUGGAUAGAGACGCCGUCGUCGAUAAAGUCCAUCGAUUCGAGCGAUUCUGGGAUCUUUGAGCAGGCCAAAAGGAGGAGAAUCUCACCUUCUGCUACGCCUGUUUCAGAGACUGUGUCCCCGCUCAAGUCUGAGCUGCUGGCACCCAGAGAGUGUGAGAAAAACUGCACAAAGGACAUUGGUUACUACAGUUUCUAUCCUCACAGUUAA